Molecule: messenger RNA, 339 nt
Organism: Schistosoma mattheei
Lineage: Eukaryota; Metazoa; Platyhelminthes; Trematoda; Strigeidida; Schistosomatidae
Source: the annotation of a GenBank genome assembly
AUGGGUUUACAGCAAGAACCUAUGUUAUCAGGCAAAACUGACCAGAAUAAAGAAACACCAGUAGUUACAAGUCAACCAGUAACUAUAAUUCCUUUACAAGACCAUCCAAUAACUUUGAAAUGUCCCAACUGUCAUCAAGAAAUUGUAACGAAGAUUAAAUAUCGUAAUGGUAUGCUAACUUAUGCAGCUUGUACAGGUUUAUGCAUAGUUGGGUGCUUCUGUGGCUGUUGUCUCAUUCCAUUUUGUGUAAAAGCAUGUAAAGAUGUUGAUCACAAAUGUCCUGAAUGCAGUCAUCACAUUGGAACAUAUCGCACGUUACAAGAAAAAUAUAUGAAAUAA